Messenger RNA from Moneuplotes crassus, 1594 nucleotides. The record is from the annotation of a GenBank genome assembly. Lineage: Eukaryota; Ciliophora; Spirotrichea; Euplotida; Euplotidae.
UUUUUAUACCAAUAAUUCAAUUAAAAUUGAAAAAUGGAGGCAAAUACCUUCGAUGUUUUAUACGAUACCUUGCUGGGGUACAUUGUUGAAGGGAUGAAAUACUCCUUCGCACUGUCUGUGCUGGUAGGGUUGUAUCUCCUAUAUCGCUUUUUCUUCAUUCCGUACAUGAUAAAGAGACAUUACAUGAAGCACUCAGUCACUUGUAGCCCUAGAGAUGAGUCUUAUAACCAAUUUAGAAGGAGCACAAACAAACAUGUAGAGAGAUGUAAAGAUUUUAAGCUAUAUUUUCAAAAGACUUGGCAUCAUUUAGAGCUGUGCUCCAUUAAGUCAAUCGAGGAGUUCCAAAAGAAGGUGCCAGAGGAUUUUGACCGCAGCGACCACUUUGCCAGCUAUAGCUACCAAGCUAUACAAGAUGCAAUGUGCUUUAAAACGAAGGAUGAUGAGUCAAAGCCCAAAAUGUACCAUCUUUCUAAAUGUCUCGGAGUAUCAUUCUUCUUAUCAAAAAUGCCACUGAUAGCAUCCCUGAUCCUCCGGAGAGUGAAUACAAUCAGAAGAGACGAAUUGGUAGAUUUCUUGAAAUACUCCCAAAUGAUCACACUUGAAAUCAUGUGCCAUAUGCUAUUCGGUGAAGAUUUUCAGGAGAAGAUAAACUAUGCCCACUACAGACAUGCAGAUGGAUAUGUAGAGACUUGUAGUUAUUUUACGCUAUUUCCAAGGAUUUUAGAAGAUUCUGAAGCUCAGAGAGAUGAUAUCAAAGCCCAUAUGUUUCAAUUCUUAUCUAAAAACUACGCUAUCGACCCAUUCAAGAGGAAUAUGUACAAUAUUACUGAGAUGAUGAGGAUCUUAACAGAUUUUACGAAUAUUUCUACUGAUAAAAACUCCAUGUACAAGAUAUUAUCAAAUUCUGAAGAUUAUUCUCAAUACGAAGCCUUUGUGGAAUGUGUUUCAUUCUUGUUCGCUUCUGCUGAGACACUCCCACACGCGAUGUGCUCUAUCCUGUAUCAGGUUAGGAAGAGCGAGCAGAUCUAUCUGAAACUCAAGCAAGAUCUCAGACAUUUGGAAGAUAAUUUCAAACAAGUUGAUGCAGAACAUUUAAAAGAGCAACUUGACAGCUGAGAUCUUUUAACUUAUGUCAUCAAAGAAGGAUUAAGAAUUGAUCCUCCUAUGGCUCAGAGCAACCUCUACAAAGCCGUAGAGGGUUCUGCUGAGAUCUGUGAUGUCCCAAUCCGCAAGGACACUCUUGUAUCAGUCAACAUUCUUGCAGCUCAUAUGGAUCCUGAUGAAUGGGAAAAUCCUUCUGAGUUCAACCCAGAAAGAUUCAACCCAUUAUCGAAGGAUUUUAUGAGACCUGAUGAAAAGAAGGGUCAGAGGAGUAAUUACUCCUUUAUUCCUUUCUCUGUUGGAAAAAGAAGUUGUUUGGGUCAGUCUUUAUCUCUGAAUCUUCUUAAGAUCUUUGUUGGUCAGAUUCUAGCCAGUUAUGGCUACUCUUUGGAAGGAUCUCAGGAAGGGCAAAGCCACAUGUCUUUCUGAAGAAUGUCGAAAAAUAUUCUCAAGUUGAAAAUCCAUAAAGGAGAUUAUUAAAUCAAUAUUAGCA